This is a messenger RNA of Drosophila nasuta, 1411 nucleotides long. Its product is annotated as metaxin-1 homolog. The record is from RefSeq and is a predicted model, not a curated record. The coding region runs from base 135 to 1112 and encodes 325 amino acids. NCBI's taxonomy places the organism in Eukaryota, Metazoa, Arthropoda, Insecta, Diptera, Drosophilidae. The transcript is spliced from 5 exons. Gene Ontology annotation, biological process: mitochondrion organization. Gene Ontology annotation, cellular component: SAM complex; cytoplasm.
UCUCUCUCUCUCGGAGUCGUCCGGCACAUUUUUGGCACAUAUAUUUAAUUUUUGAAUAUUUCAAGCAAUGCAAGUGCAUCUGCGUUUGCUAGCUAAUUAACCAAGAAAGUACAAAAUAGCAAACAACACACAAGAUGCAAUUGGGAUCCAAGCUGCAUGUGUAUAAGGGCGAAUGGGGCCUACCAACAAUUGAUUUCGAAUGUAUGCGUGUCUUGUGCUUACUGCGCUUCACCCGCUGUCCCGUAGACGUCGAGACCAAUUCAAAUCCAUUGCGUUCGGGCGCCGGCAAGUUGCCCUAUCUUCAAAUUGGCAACGACAAAUUCAUUGGCUACAAGGAGAUCAAACGUGUGCUGGAUCUUGAGGGUUAUCCCGUUGAUGCCAAGCUAUCCACGAAACAGAAGCAUCUGUCCGCCACAUAUACCAAUUGGGUAUUCACACAACUUCAUGCUUACUAUCAUUACUUUCUGUAUGGCGAACCAAACAAUUAUGAGACUACCACACGUGGAUUAUACGCCAAGCGAACGCCAUUCCCCUUUAACUUCUACUAUCCAUCAACGUAUCAACGCGAAGCUUGCGAUGUUGUCCAAGUGCUUGGCGGUUUCGAUAUCAACGAUAAGCUGGAGAAGCACGAAAGUGACUAUCUGGUGACUAAUGCCAAAAAGUGCGUCAACUUGUUGUCGCGAAAAUUGGGACGCAAAGUUUGGUUCUUUGGUGAUCACUUCAGUGAAUUGGAUGCCAUUGUCUACAGCUACUUGUCCAUCAUAUCGAAAAUAACACUGCCCAAUAAUCCGCUACAAAACCACAUAAAAGGCUGUCAAAAUCUUUUGAAUUUCAUCAGUCGUAUCUCUCGCGACAUAUUCCGCAAUGAAUGUUAUAGUUCCGUUAAACUAACGAAAUCAUCUGGACACUCUGACAGCACAUUAACGCCAUCGGAACGUAAGUUUAUGGAGACCGAAUUAAAUACAAAGAUUGCCGCCGGCAUUGGCGCUGCACUGGCAAUGGGAGCGUUUGCUGCUUGGCGUGGUAUUUACACCCAGUUAACACGUUCGUCCACGGAUUAUGAUGGCAUCGACUAUGAGGACGAUGAAUUGGACGAGGAAGUUUUGGAAUAGUCCCAGCUCUUAGCACAGCUAAUAGAUAAUAGUCUCUAUAUAUAUUUAACGCAUUCAAAGGGAAUGAAAAACGGCGCACAGCAAAAUAAGUCCAAAAACUGAAGAAGAAAGUUGUAUAUAACAUUUUUAAAGAGAUAUACAUAUAUACAAGAACUAUAUAAAAAUGCAUAUUGCGCCCACUUGUCAUUCGUUUUUAAACUAUUUACUAUAUGUGAAAUUCUAUGUUAGAAACAGAAAAAAGAAAAGAACAACAACCAAAGCGUAAUAAAAAGCUAUUGUUAUUUGUAACUAAAUUUGAA